Messenger RNA from Darwinula stevensoni, 1510 nucleotides. Lineage: Eukaryota; Metazoa; Arthropoda; Ostracoda; Podocopida; Darwinulidae. The record is from the annotation of a GenBank genome assembly.
GAAAUACAUAAUUAUUUUUGCUUAAUUUUCUAUUCUGGUCAUUACUUGAACUUGUCCUAUGUUUUUUCCAUGUUCUUAUUAUCAGAAGUAAUCACAUACAGAUUCUAGCAUGCCAGUUGUGCAUGUUGGAUCAUGGCAUAAUAAUCAGAGAUAUUGAAAUAGAGGGCAACUAGUGACUUACAGAAGCACCAUGACUAGAAAGGAAGAUGUGAAGUUGAAAGCUGGAGCUGAUCUAAUUCAGAAGGCAUAGGUUUGUGAAGACCAGUGCUGUGGUGUUGGUUUUUAUCAUGGGGAUCUUGGAGAAAAUCUCUGAGAUUGAAAGGGAGAUAUCCCGAACGCAGAAGAAUAAAGCGACUGAGUAUCAUUUGGGAGUGCUGAAGGCAAAGUUAGCAAAAUACAGAGCCCAAUUACUGGAACCCCAGACUAAGAAGAGUGAGAAGGGUGAAGGGUUCGAUGUCCUCAAAUCUGGAGAUGCUCGUGUGGCUCUCAUUGGCUUUCCUUCUGUUGGCAAGUCCACUCUGUUGAAUGUGAUGACAACUACUCAUAGUGAGGCAGCCUCAUAUGAAUUCACCACAUUGACUUGUAUCCCUGGGAUCAUUGAGUACCAGGGUGCAAAUAUCCAGCUUCUUGAUCUUCCUGGAAUCAUUGAAGGUGCAGCCCAAGGGAAAGGUAGAGGAAGACAGGUUAUAGCAGUGGCAAGAACAGCAGAUCUUGUGCUGAUGAUGUUGGAUGCCACUAAAGGGGAGGUACAGAAAGGGCUUCUGGAGGCUGAACUGGAAAGUGUUGGCAUCCGCUUGAACAAGAGCAAGCCAAGCAUUUACUUUAAGCAAAAGAAGGCAGGAGGGAUCUCAGUAAAUUCCACAUGUCGACUUACCCGUGUGGAUGAGAAGAUGGUCAUGAUGAUUCUCCAUGAAUAUAAGAUCUUCAAUGCCGAGGUGCUGUUUCGUGAUGACUACACAGCAGAUGACUUGAUUGAUGUCAUCACAGGCUCCCGUGCCUACAUCCCUUGCCUGUAUGUCUAUAACAAAGUUGAUCAGGUUUCCAUUGAGGAAGUGGAUCGUCUUGCCCGGUUACCCAACUCAGUCGUAGUUAGCUGCAACAUGAGGCUGAACCUGGAGUACUUGCUGGAAAAGCUCUGGGAGAAGUUGAGCUUGGUGCGAGUGUACACAAAAAAGCCUGGGGAGCCACCAGAUUUUGAUGGGGGGUUGAUCUUGCGACGCAGUUGCACUGUGGAGCAUGUCUGCCAUACCAUCCAUCGGACCCUGGCUGCCUCCUUCAAGUAUUCUCUUGUUUGGGGGACAAGUACCAAAUACAGCCCACAGAGAGUUGGUCUCCAUCAUGUGAUGCAUGAUGAAGAUGUCAUCCAGAUCGUUAAGAAGUGACACUAUGCCUUUCUUCAAGCCCUUCAUCAGUUAUUGUGCUUAUGAAUGAUUUGAAAGGCAUAUGUAAAUGCACUGUAUUUAAAUUAUCCUUCCUUUGCUUCUUGAGCCCUUAGUGAUGCUUUUCCUUG